GGGCCUCUAGCCCCUACUCCUUGUCCAGGAAACCGCGGAAAACCUGGAGUUCGGCCGGGAACGCACUCCGUUUUGAAUUUUUCAGUGAUUGGCAUCCAAGUCUAGGAAGAAGUGCACGAAGCUGACGAGCAGAGUGAGGAAGGUAAUUGACAAAGAGCACCCAUGCUAAUCGGAAGGCAUCGGAGACCAGAGGCCCAGUACCGGACCCUUUUUUAUCCCAAAAACACCAAUCACCGAAGGAAGACCUAUAUUGGUGAAAGCAGGAGGAGAGUGUCCUCAAGGAUGAAAGAGCACGAAAGAGCGGUCAUAUUAAAGCAUCCUGAACAGUCAGGAAUAGCGGAACACCAUAUGGAAACUGGUCAUAAAAUAUUAUUCGAAAACACAUCUAUUACAACCAAAGCCUCUGAUUUCUUCUUCAGAAAUCCCCAAGGAGUAAUAGAAAUAAAAAAAACAAUCAACAACAUAAAUCGCGACAAGGGAUAUUAAGUAAACCCUAUUUGCAACACUCUUCUCC
This is a messenger RNA of Orussus abietinus, 514 nucleotides long. RefSeq lists its product as uncharacterized. Bases 163 to 486 code for a protein of 107 amino acids. Lineage: Eukaryota; Metazoa; Arthropoda; Insecta; Hymenoptera; Orussidae. The record is from RefSeq and is a predicted model, not a curated record. The transcript has 2 exons.